Messenger RNA from Paramuricea clavata, 441 nucleotides. The record is from the annotation of a GenBank genome assembly. Lineage: Eukaryota; Metazoa; Cnidaria; Anthozoa; Malacalcyonacea; Plexauridae.
AUGAAAAGUCGUGGUAAAGGAAAUGCAGGGAAAUUAUCUCAGCAUUUUGCAAGCUCCGGCCAUAAAGCAGCUCUUAAUGCAUUUUUGGCUUUCCAGAAUAUGUCCAGCCACCUUGAUUUGUUACUUGAUAAAGAACGAAGGAAAGUUUUGAUUGAAGAAGAAGCGGAGUUGCAACGCAAUCAUGAAGCCAUUAAUACACUUUUGGACAUAACACAAACUCUCGCACGUCAAGGAAUAUCUUUUCGUGCUUCUUCCUCAGAGAAAGAUGGAAAUGGUAAUUUUCGGCAAAUUACUUCUUUGAUAGCCAGACACUCGCCUUCCUUUAAGAGAUGGUUGGAUGAUGCCCCCAAGCGACCACACAGAGUCGAUUACCUUAAUCCCAGGUCUCAAAACGAAUUCCUUGACUUAUUAGCAGAAGAUGUUACACACGGCAUGUGCUAA